GGGGUAAGCCCCUGCCCCAUGACCCCUGAGUGAGAAGGAGGAGGUGCCUCCUCAGUCAGUCAGUCAGUCAGUGGGUGCAAAGUGAUCCCCCCUCCUCAGCAGCCUCCCCUCUUCAACCUCCCAGCCGUGCCUGCAGCUCCUUCUUCCCCGCCGCGCGCGCACCCACACCCUUUCCGCCUCGCCCCGUCAAGCGAGGGAUCGAAGGGGCUGAGGCUGGGUGGCUGGGCCGGGCCCGUGAGCGACUUGAGACUGAAAGAUAGACAGUUAAAGAGAAAGGUGUUUGGUUAGAAUGGGAAGCCUUUCCUGAUCAGCCUCAGAGACUUGGGAGAAGGAUUGACUCUGCAUAGCAGAUGAAGGCUCAUGCUGCUGCAGAAGAAAUGUGCAAAUCUUGAAUUCAAAACAAAAGUCAAGAAGCAAGGAUGUAAUGGAAGAACGCAAUAUCUAGGAGAAGCCAUUUGCUUGACAAAUUAUACUCACAAACAAGGUCAUGUAUAAUGAAGAUGGGAAAUACAACUAACAAAAAGUGACCUCUGCCUAUAAGGUGAACCCGUGAGACCUCAUGACCCUUCUUUAGGAGGCAGAUUCUGCGAGGAUGUUACAUCACCACUGCCGGAGGAACCCUGAGCUCCAGGAAGAGUUGCAGAUUCAGGCUGCGGUGGCUGCUGGCGAUGUUCACACUGUGCGCAAGAUGCUAGAGCAGGGCUAUUCUCCAAAUGGUCGAGAUGCCAACGGCUGGACCUUGCUCCACUUCUCGGCAGCGAGAGGAAAAGAAAGAUGUGUUCGUGUGUUCCUCGAACAUGGAGCCGAUCCCACAGUAAAAGACUUAAUUGGAGGCUUCACUGCUCUACAUUAUGCAGCCAUGCAUGGCCGAGCUCGGAUUGCACGCCUGAUGCUGGAAUCGGACUACCGUGUUGAUAUCAUUAAUGCAAAAAGCAAUGAUGGCUGGACUCCUCUACAUGUGGCAGCUCAUUACGGCAGAGACUCGUUUGUCCGUCUCCUGCUGGAGUUCAAGGCUGAGGUUGAUCCACUCAGUGACAAAGGUACUACGCCUCUUCAACUGGCUAUUAUCCGCGAAAGGUCCAGCUGUGUCAAAAUACUCCUAGAUCACAAUGCCAACAUUGACAUUCAAAAUGGCUUCCUGUUGCGUUAUGCUGUGAUCAAAAGCAAUCAUUCUUAUUGCCGGAUGUUCCUUCAGAGAGGGGCGGAUACAAACUUGGGGCGCUUAGAAGACGGGCAGACACCAUUGCACUUGUCUGCUCUUAGGGAUGAUGUACUCUGUGCACAGAUGUUAUACAACUAUGGUGCAGACACUAAUACCAGGAACUAUGAAGGACAGACUCCGCUGGCAGUUUCAAUAAGUAUUUCUGGAAGUAGCCGACCUUGUUUGGAUUUCCUACAGGAAGUAACAAGGCAGCCGCGGAACUUGCAAGAUCUAUGCCGAAUUAAAAUCCGCCAGUGUAUAGGCCUUCAAAACCUCAAACUACUUGAUGAACUACCAAUUGCCAAGGUCAUGAAAGACUACUUAAAACACAAAUUUGACGAUAUCUGACAUUUUUGCAAAUGAAUUGGACAAUAAGCAAGAUUACUUUCUAUUCCAGAUACCUUUCAAAGGCUGGUCACCUUGCACAACGUAUAUCCUAUGCAAUUUCUGAUUUUUUGUUUUUCCCGAGAAGUCAGAAGGCAGGUAUACAAUUCCUUUGGGAUGGGGGGUGUUUUAUACCAAAUGCUAGAAGGUCUUAAUUUUUUGAUUUCUUGGUCCAAGUUUACAAGAUCCAAGCUUUCUAUACAACCUUACAGUUGUGGGUUGCUGUUUUUCCCCCCAGGGUUGAGUGUAUUGUUUUUGUUUUUAAGUAUCACUUUUGAAAACUUAAAUUUGCAGCUUUGAAAUGAAGAAGGAACGUCACUUGUUCAAAAGGAGCCUUCCCCUACCCUAAUGUAGCAUGUGUAAUACUGUGGGAUGGCUGAGUUGAAUGCUAAACAAAGUAAAGGUGGGAGACGUAAGGGAGCAAUUCACCAAGAAUUGCUAUUAUGCAACCUUUCUGUUCCACAGGGAACCAGCCCCUCUGAAAUUAAGGAUCUGCACAGCAAAAGUGCUUGGCAGAUCAAGCCCACUAGCACUGUUCCCAUACUGAGGACCAAUAUGGGCAUCUACUCAUGCCUCAUAAGGAGUCCUGAAAAUUGAUUGGAUUCCAUAUGGGCACAAUUUUCUGCCCAUAAGGAGCUUUUCUCAGAAUCAUGGCUCAGGCUUGUAAACUAGGUUGUUCAGAGUUUACUUUACACACGGCAACUUUUUAGAAAUAUUGCCACCUUCAUUCUUUUUUUACAUUUUUUUUUAAGUACAAGUUGGAUCUUUAACAUAAUUAUUGUAGUUUGGAUGUCCAUAUGUUUUAUCCCUCUUUUGUUGCCAGUACAUGGGCUGAUGUUUGUAAUUAAGUUUUACACCGCUCAGAUGCCUCUGUGGUCUCUCUGUCAUAUUUUUCUAUGAAAACAUUAAUGGAAAACUAAUCUAAUUUCAAAGCCAAUGCAUUCUGUUUCUCAUAUAGUGCCUCAUGUGCAAUAAUUUCUUUGAUUUAUAUUUUCUCCAUCACACAUGUGACUUUUACACGUUCCUACCCUGACCUCAACAUGAUGUUUGUUACUAUUGGAAUUUCUGCUUUAUUAUUGGGAUUUUUUUGUUACCCAUCCCAGAUUUCAAAGACAUCUAGUUUGGACUGUUGUGGCUCACGUUUGAGCUGACCUUUGCUCCCUCUCCAUGCAAGAGGCCAAUUUGUGGUAUUAAGGCCAGAAUGUGAGCUAGCAAUUUGGCUUUAAUAUUUUAAAAGGGGCUCAUAGAUUGCAAAUCUGUUGCAUUUUCAGCUUGGUUGGUAUUGUGCAGGAUUUUGGGCUGAUCCAAACUCCUGAUUUAUUCAUAUGGAUUGUGUAAAAUCACUUCCAUCUCAAAAUACUUUUGCUGACAGGCAAAUCUGUAUAAAACUGAAAUCCAGAGAUCACAGAUCUAAAGGUGAAUCUUUUGUACUCGAUUAACUUUCACAGCUAUGUUGAAACAUAAAUGAUUGGCCAUACCCAUACGAAACAUAGCAUCAGUGCCUGGCCCCCCUUUUUUUAAUUUGAGAAUUCCAUGUACAACCCUACUUUUAAUAAGACUUUCUCAAUAUGAGUUGAAAACAAAAGCCCAGCCUGCAAUAUUUAGGUUGAAACUGUCACACAAUUAGUUAUGGUGUAAGUGACUACAGAUAUUCUAAAUAAAGCCUGGUUUUAUUAUAGGAGUUGAGAUCAUCACAGAAAUGGGUCUCUGACUGUUGUCCUCUAUAUAUCAGUGGCUUUAUCAUCCUAAGCUUUUGGAUCUGAUCUGAGAUUUAAUGUUGAUUACACUUUGGGGGACAUUGUUGGUUCUCCGCCACUUGAGUGUAUCUUUCUGCCAGUUUCAAACACUUCCCCACUGCCACCUUCUUGAAGGGGAACAGGAGGUAGUCAUUUAGGAUCAAUACUACUAGGUAAUCAGCUGUACCAUUGGAGCAGCAUUAAUACCCAGUUUCAUAAGCAUUACUGCUGUUGCUGUCAAUGAAUUACAAGGAACUGUGAUAGCAAACCAUGACUUUUUGCUCUACAAGCAAGCAACAAGUAGUGACUCAGACUGCACGCUAACAGGUAGCCUGCCCACCUACCCCUUUCUCAAGCAACCAUUCUACUUCAGUAGUAGCCAGAGAUAUGCAUGUUGUUUGUUUGAACAAUGGCAGUGGAAUGGCCAGCUUGGACAUUGUUGUUGUUACUUAUUUUGCUGUUAACUGGAAAUGCAGCCAAGCCAUAUAUGCUUCAUUAGAUGGAUUUUAGUGAGUGCGAGGGGUUUGCAGUUCCGUGGACAGCAAGGCCCUGUUUCUAGUGGGAAGGAGCUAAGAGCUACUCUUUAGUUUUGAUCUUCUAGGAAAUGUCCAAAUAAGCUCCCCAAUCUCUUCUGAUUUUUUAAGUUCUUUGGUAAUUCAAGACCCCAAUCCAGAGAAAGUUAUUCAUGUUGGGAGGGGAGUUGCCGAUGGAGCUGCAGGUUUGGAUCAGUUUGGUUGACUUUCUUAAAGUGAUGGUGCAUUCUUACCAGCUUACUAGUCUUUACUGGUUCAGGGAUCCAUUGUAAGGUGAAUUUUAUUCUGUCUUGCUGCUGUGACUUCAAAGAAAAAUAUAAAAUGUCUUGCUGAUAACAAAAGUGCUAUUUAAUGACAUAUAUAAUUCCAUUUAUUUAUUUGUUUGAGGUUUGUUUUUGUGUCCCUCCCCCCCACCCCAAAUGUUUUAAUAAUUGACGCAGUUUGAGUGAAGUACAUCUUAGGCCAUAAACACAAAUCCCUCAAACCCACUUUGUGAUCCUUCAUUUCAGUAAAGCUGUAUUGGGAAGCUUAAGGCAAUGCGGGGAGGGGUAACCUUGGGUCCCAGUUCUGUGUAAAAAAGAAAAAAAGAUUAAGCGCUUGAGUUAUUACCUGGAUAGUUUGUUGUCUUUUUUUUAAUGUACAAGGGAUACCAUAGCAUAUGCACCAUGAUGAAUUGGGGGCCAGAGGGCAGAAUGUACAUUGUGCAUAUCUCCGCACAAGCUCAACUGAAUGAAGGGUUAUACAGCCUGGUAAAUUUGCACCUGUUCGAGCAAACAUGACUUCUUCAUUGGACCGAGAAUCGGAAUGGAAUGAUGUUGUUGUAUUUUAGUUUUGUCACUAAAAAAUUAUGGAAAUUUUCCUUUAAACAUUUGAGCUUAAAUUCUAAAAAAAAAAAGAGCAUUUAUCCCACCUCUUGAAUAUUUUCAACCUUUUUAAUAGUUUUUUUAAAAAAACAAACACGAAUUGGCAAACACACCAAAGAAAUGGACAAGAUGGUGAUCAUUAGUAAACCACAAACCUCAUUCUUUUAAAAAUAAAACCAGAGUUUUGUAAAUAUAUCUGUUUAUAAAUGUACAGCAGAGUAAGAGUGUGUUUUUUAGAUUAUUUAAUUACCAUAUUUCUAAUCUAUUUACAAUAUUAGAGAUAAUAUUUGUUAAUUCCAAAGGCUUCUGUUUUAUUUUAUUUCAUUUCAUGUUAAUUUCAUUAAUAUUAGGAACAACCCUGCCCUCAUUGGGACAGCAUGAAGACACAGCAUUCUGUAUUUGUUAGUAUUUGGUACUUCAUAUGCACAAAGAGGAAUAAAUCUCAGUAUAGAAGUAACUGUGGCUCCCUGGCAGUGUUGGUUUGCAAAUUAGGAGCCAGCCACAAGAACAAGUUCUUUCUUCCACUCCAAGCACAAAUUCUCUCCCACCACCCCUGUUCAGUUUAUUGCUAUAUCUCAUCAAUGCUAUCCAGGAUUCUCAAGCUUGUUUAACAUCCUAGUUAGGAAUAUUGGUUUAGCUUUAUCCACAGUUGGCAGAAAUGCAGGUAUAACACUAAACCAUGGUUAAAACUAAUAAUGGACAGGAGGAGAAAUAGUGCCCAAUAGAAGAGGAGUGAGCAGAAGGGAGCCCACAUUCCCAAAGCAAGAUUGUGAUUAUAAAUCGUGGUUUACCUUACAGAGAGCCAGAAUUUCACUUGCACCAGCCUCAGGUGAUUAAGAAUACAGUCCCCAGGAAUUUUGCCUGCAGAAGCACACUUGAAGCAAAUUGGUGGUUCUUGUGCUAUGGCAAGCUCUGGUUCAUUUCAGCGGAGCUUGAGUUGGAGACCUAUGCUGUGGAUUCAUCACCUGCUUGUCAUGUUUUUAUGGAGGGCAGACUAAUGAAAUUUGAAAUCCCAGUCUAACUCGAUACAGUCAGUGUGUCGUAAAUCUCACUGUGAGAAGGAUGAUGUACCAUUUUGCCCACCAUUCUAACUUCCAUACAGUUCUUUCUGUGUUAGCAAUAUCGUAAUAUAUUUUGUUCCUCCUUUUGUAAUGUAAGGUUUUGCGUUGGGUCAUUUUGCAUUAAAAUAAUUACCAAAUUCUUUUAAA
This is a messenger RNA of Rhineura floridana, 5925 nucleotides long. It is a transcript of the gene ASB7, whose product is annotated as ankyrin repeat and SOCS box containing 7. The transcript has 7 exons. Gene Ontology annotation, molecular function: protein binding. Bases 593 to 1549 code for a protein of 318 amino acids. Gene Ontology annotation, biological process: intracellular signal transduction. The record is from RefSeq and is a predicted model, not a curated record. NCBI's taxonomy places the organism in Eukaryota, Metazoa, Chordata, Lepidosauria, Squamata, Rhineuridae.